Chenopodium quinoa (quinoa) is the source of this 1665-nucleotide messenger RNA. RefSeq lists its product as uncharacterized. Lineage: Eukaryota; Viridiplantae; Streptophyta; Magnoliopsida; Caryophyllales; Amaranthaceae. The transcript is spliced from 4 exons. The record is from RefSeq and is a predicted model, not a curated record. Bases 1 to 1665 code for a protein of 554 amino acids.
AUGUCUUUAAAUAGUGUUAAUGAUAAUGUUGUAAAAUUCACUCCAAAUUUUUGUUAUGGAGUGGAUUCGGUAGGUUCUAAAGGCGAGUUAGCUUUGUUUGGUUGGGUUCUAGGUGAUGUUUCUUGUAUCAGUACCUCUCCUAAUUACAUUUGUAAGAUGGAGGAAGCUAAUGAUUUUAAUCAGGUAGAAUCUCUAGAUGAUAAGCUAGGAGGCACUACUCUGAUUAAAGGCUUAGAUUUUUUCCUUGAUUGGAAAUUUCAAAGUGGAAUGCUCGAUGUCCCUUUCUCAGGUCCAAGAUACACAUGGUCAAACAAACGAGUACCGGAAAGGUUAGUCCUUGAACGGCUCGAUAGGGCUUAUUGCUUCUCAAAUUGGUUAAACGAUUUCCCGGAUGGACGGGUUUUCCACGAGCCAAUCGUGGUUUCUAAUCACGCAGCAAUUUUGUAUGACUCUAACUCGUUGGUUUUAAGGUCUAAUAGACCGUACCAAAUGGAGAGGUGGUGUCUUUCUUUUCCCGAAAUAGGAAACUUCAUCCUUGAAGGUCUAGGUAUGGAGUGUGUGGGUUCAGAUAUGUUUCGUCUUAUGGCGCAGCCAAAAUGGGUAAGGAAGAUGAUGCGGAAAUGGUUUUUAGAUAAUAAGAGAUUAUGGGGUGUGAAUUGGAGGCAAGUUUCUAAUGAUUUGCAAGCUAAAGGGGAGAAUAUCUCGACUGUUCUGGAUGGUGCCGCGUACGUAGGUGCCAUUACCACAAUUUUGCCUCAACCUACACUCCAAUUUCAUUAUUGGAGGCAGCAAAUGAAGGAUAGAUGGAUAAAACAAGGGCAGCAUGAGGUUGAAUCUCUUAUCCGAAACUCUCUUUUGAAUGUCUUUAAACCCCCCGCUUCCUUUUCAGAAGGAAUAGGGGAACGAGUGGAUUUGGUGUUGAGGGAGUUAGACCUUCCUAAGAUCUCGGAACUGUAUAAACUUGACUUGAUGAGACCUUUCUCCCAUCAAGAAGUCCGAAAGGCUAUGUUCUCUAUUCAUAACCUGAAAUCUCCAAGUCCAGACGGAAUUAUUGCGGAAUUUUUUCAUCAGCACUUGGAGAAAGUGGGGACUGAGGUUUCUAGGGUUGUGCUCUCUUUUUUCUCUACAGGUUGUCUUCUUAAGGAGAUUAAUGCUUCUCUCUUAGUGAUGCUUCCAAAAGUGGAUACUCCGGAAUUGGCUUCACAAUUCCGGCCUAUUAGCCUUUGCAACACUAUCUACAAAUGCAUAGCUAAGUGCAAGGUUAACAAAAUGAAGACUCUUUUGCCAAGCCUCAUUACUAAAUACCAACAUGCGUUUGUUCCAGAGCGAUAUAUGGAGGAUAAUGUUCUUCUAAGCCAUGAGCUUUUACAUAUGAUCAACACCAACAAAGGAAGGGCUGACAAGGCGGCAAUCAAAAUUGAUAUGUCAAAAGCUUAUGAUAGACUGAAUUGGACCUUUAUUUUAAAAGUCUUACAUGCUUAUGGGUUUCCAGCUUGGUGGGUUCAUAGAAUCUCACAAUGCAUUUCGAUGGUGUCUUAUAGAACACUGGUAACAGAUGACUCUUGCGCUUCGUUGGUAGAGGUUUUUCACAGAUUUGGAGAUAUUUCUGGGCAACAGUUGAACUUGAGUAAAUCUUGCGUCAAAUUUAGCAGUUUGGUGUCCUAG